This is a messenger RNA of Pelecanus crispus (Dalmatian pelican), 292 nucleotides long. Lineage: Eukaryota; Metazoa; Chordata; Aves; Pelecaniformes; Pelecanidae. The record is from RefSeq and is a predicted model, not a curated record.
AUGUUAAAGGAAACUAAAAAGUUUAUUGGUAAAUCCCUUCAGCCAGCACGACCUGUGCAUCAUCUGUCUUCUAAACAAGAAAGGAUCAAAUACAGCCGAGAUUUCCUUCUGAAACUUUCAAGUGUUUCUCUCUCUCAGAAGAAGCCGGAGUUUCUUCCUGAUCAUCCCAUUGUACUUGAAAAGCCAGUAAAGGAAGACCCCUGCAGAAAUGGAAUCAGUGGACAAAUGAACUCUAAAAUUCCUCAUGGCAUGGCUAAAUUGCAGAUAAUUUGGGUAGAGGGAAAUAAGGAUG